Messenger RNA from Malania oleifera, 1233 nucleotides. RefSeq lists its product as uncharacterized. The coding region runs from base 264 to 932 and encodes 222 amino acids. Lineage: Eukaryota; Viridiplantae; Streptophyta; Magnoliopsida; Santalales; Ximeniaceae. The transcript has 4 exons. The record is from RefSeq and is a predicted model, not a curated record.
GAUAUGGAUGAUUUAAGAAGAGAAGAUGUCUACGAGAGUGAAAAAGUAACGUUCCUUUCUUGAGCUUACUAGCUUGAGUUUCUUACAACUAGUGGGUUCAUUACAGAGCACAUAGGUUGGAGUGGGAAGUGUCAUUUUACCGACAAACAGUCAGGUGUCUGCUAGUCUGCGAGUGCUAACCCAAUUAGUUUCCUUGCUAAAAGCCAAGAAGUUCAAAUUUUCAGUCUGCAAAUCGCGCCCCGCCCUCUCGCUGCAAGCCUGCAAUGGCGCUGCCUUCGUCCUUCCGAGAACGGCUUCAGCUCUUGGAGGCCACUCGAAACCAAAGGCUCUCUCUCCUCCAGGCCGAGAAAGAGCUGCAGGCUAACAAGUCUCUGCUCCUAGUGUCGAAGCUCUCCAAUUUCAGAUCCACGGAGCUACGGUGUUUGAUGCUGGAGCAGAAGAUUGCAUCGCAGAACUUCCAAAUCUCCUCGCUCAAGUCUGAGAUCGCGUGCCUUAAUGCCAACUAUCAGAAUUUCGCGCAGCAACUGAGGCUUUUGAAGAGUGAGGCGGAGGAGCUUGAGAAGUUGGAGAAGGACAAGCAGAGGUAUUACGACUUGAAGGGUCUUGAAAUGGAGGAAUUUAGGGGGAAAGUGGAGUAUUUUGCUGUGGAUUGUCGAGCGCAAGUGCAAGAAUUGAUGGCCAGAAAAAACGAGCUCAAGUCAAGUUUUGUGGAACUUCAAGGAAACAAUGGAAACUUGAGUAAUUCUGCAAUAGCAGCAGCUGAGAGGAGAAAAUCUGAACUUCUAGCUAUGAAGGAAAAUUUGGACAUGAGUUUGGCUUCUAAUUACCAACUAAGAGCACAAUUGCAAAAGCAGCUUCGGGAUAUAUUAGUUGUACAAAGUCAAGAGAGAAGAAAACCAUCUGUCUUGAGUACAGCACCCACAAGAAACUGAUGAAGCUCCUGCCACUGCGGAUUAUGAACCAAGCCUUACAGGAAGCAAGCUCCCCUGAACAAAAUCCUGAGGGUCCUGAUCAUCACUGUAAACCAAUAGGUCAUUUGGGUUAUUGCUAGUGCUUUCAUUAUUUGGUGCUCUUGUCUUUUGUUCUUGCUGGGGAUGGACCAGAUAGGAAAGUCAAUCCAUAAGAAAAUAUUCCUACCUAAAGUCACUUUGUGUACAACAGAAAAUAUACCAUGUAAAAACCAUAAUUUUUCUAGAAAUGCGAAUUAUGUUGAUUGAAAAUUUAAAAUCAUUA